Camellia sinensis is the source of this 1407-nucleotide messenger RNA. RefSeq lists its product as uncharacterized. The record is from RefSeq and is a predicted model, not a curated record. Lineage: Eukaryota; Viridiplantae; Streptophyta; Magnoliopsida; Ericales; Theaceae.
AUGGGGAUUGAGGAUAUCCCACCUUCGGCACAUACUCCACAGAUGGAGAAGACAAAGGACAAAGGCUUGGCACUCCCAACAGUCUUAGAGGAACAAACCAGAAACAACAACCGGACUCCUGAAUCUGUUGAGCAUCGACUACCCUUCGUUGGAGGUUCGUCUCCAACACUAAGAUCCCGAAAAGAGCCGGAUACACUGUUCGGUCUCCGAAAGGAGCAGGAAGAAACGCUGUGCAAUUAUGCUAGGAGGUAUUGGGAAGAGUACAAUGACUUAGAGGAAAAUGUUUGUAGUGAGCAGAUGGCUAUAAUGUCCUUCAAACAUGGUCUGCGCCCGGAAAGUAAGUUGAGACAGUCACUUACCAAGUGCCCAGCCAUAACAUUGAAGGAUUUGCGUGCCAGGAUUGAACAGUACGCUCGCCUUGAAGAUGACCAGAUCCUUAUCGAGGUAGCAUCAGUAGAACAAACAGCUCGGCACAAGAAGAGAACGGAUCGAGGAGAACACUGGGGACUCAUGGCGAAUGAGGUGGACAAGUCCAAAUCUCACAAGGCAGUCGUGAUCGUAUUCAAAGAACCAAUCUAUCGUAUCCUGGAAAAGAUCAAGAGAGAGCCCUUCUUUAUUUGGCCACCGAAAAUGUUAGGAGAUCCAGUUCGGCGUAAUCAGAAGCUCAGAUGCACUUAUCACCAAGACAAGGGGCAUAUGACUCAGAAUUAUAGAGCACUAAAGCAACACCUGGAAGACCUAGUAGCAGCUGGACACCUCCGAGACUACAUCGAUCAGGAUAAAGCAGUGGCCGAAUCGGGGAACCCACCACAAGAACCGAACAACGAGCAUCCACCUCGGCUGGUAAUAAAUGUGAUUCAUGGAACAACGACCCAGAAGUGCGAAGAGGCACUAGAAGAAGAAAUUGCAAAGGCUGUGCAAAUUCAGCAAGUCAUGUCAGUAAAGCCCGCAUCAAAAAAGGUUCACAUAGUACCUAAGUCCCCUUUGUGCACUAUUUCGUUUACUAGAAAGGAUUUAGAAGGCAUACAACACCCACAUACUGAUGCACUAAUUAUAACUAUGGGAAUUGGGAAACGGUUUGACAUAAAACGAGUCCUGAUAGAUCAAGGAAGUGCUGCAGACAUAUUGUAUUAUGACUUGUUCAGAAAGCUCAGUCUCUCUAAGCAGCACCUCACCACAACUGUAACUCCCUUAGUCGGCUUCAAUUCACAGCCAGAGUGGCCACUUGGCAGAAUAGUGUUGCCGGUUGUGGCAGGAACGAAAACACUCCAGAUAGAGUUUUUUGUUAUUAACACACCUUCUCCUUACAACGCCAUACUCGGCCAUCCAUGGAUUCACCAAAUGGAGGCGGUCCCUUCAACUUACCACCAGCUCAUCCAUUUCCCAACGGAACACGGAGUAGAGUAG